AUGCCUGAGGCCAAGAAGUGGCGAUCUGGGUCGAGGGAAAGGCAAGGUCUCUCCUGGGAGCACCCCGAGGCGGGGUCGCCCCUGGACAGCAGAGGAGCUGACAGCACAGGCCAACACAACGAAAAUUCUUACAGGGAAGUCACCUUUGUGGCCCAGGGCGCUCAUUCCACAAGAUUCCACGGAGACCUGCAGCCCGCCCAGAAUGAUGGGGCCCUAGAGGGGAUCGAAGCUGUCAGCUGCCAGGUUCUGCCUGACUCCGAAGCCAAUCCCUCCGCGAGACCUGGAAGUGAACAAAGCUCUUUGUGCUUUCAGGGCACCUCAACCUCUGGGAAACUGAAAGUGCUGCUCUGCGACCAAGCCCUGUGGCUCCAGUUUUCCAGGCAGCAGAAUGAAAUGAUCCUCACCAAGCAAGGCCGAGCCAUGUUCCCCUCUCUGGCUUACCAAGUCCAGGGAAUGGACCCCAGUGCCCUUUACCACAUCUUUGUCGAAGUGGAACCCAUUGACAAAUACCACUGGCGAUAUGAGCAGGGGCAAUGGCUCCCAUAUGAAGAAGACAAAGAAGAGGAAGAGGAUACUCUGCCAGGCAACCACUUCUAUCAACACCCGGACUCCCCCAGGACUGGGGCCCACUGGAUGCACAGGGAGAUAUCCUUUAAGAAUCUCAAGCUCACCAACAAGAAGACAGCUGGCAAGAAUGGCAGCCAGGCCCCGAUCUUAUUGAAGUCUUGCCACAAAUACCAGCCCAGGCUCCACAUUGAAGAGGUCAGAGAUGGAAAGCAGCACAUGCCUGUUUCCUCCUCCUUGAGCCACACCUUCACCUUCCCAGGCACAGAGUUUAUUGCUGUGACCGACUACCAAAACUCUGAGAUCACACUCCUCAAGAUUCAAAACAAUCCCUUUGCCUCUGCUUAUAGAGAAGGAGGCUCCAGACCUGGAAAAAGCUUCAAGAAAGUUCCUGCAGCUGGAAAACGCAGGGUAUCUAAGUCGUCUCGACCAGCUUUGUUGGUUUCCAACUAUUCCAAAGCCAAUUGCUCCAUGAGACCAGGAAGUGAACAAAGCUCUCUGUGCUUUCAGGGCAUCUCAACCUCUGGAAAACUGAAAGUGCUCCUCUGCAACCACACCCUGUGGCUCCAGUUUUCCAGGCAGCAGAAUGAAAUGAUGCUCACCAAGCAAGGCCGAGCCAUGUUCCCCACUCUGGCUUACCAAAUCCAGGGAAUGGACCCCAGUGCCCUUUACCACAUCUUUGUCGAAGUGGAACCCAUUGACAAAUACCACUGGAGAUAUGAGCAGGGGCAAUGGCUGCCUUAUGAAGGAGACAAAAAAGAGGAAGAGGAUACUCUGCCAGGCAACCACUUCUAUCAACACCCGGACUCCCCCAGGACUGGGGCCCACUGGAUGCACAGGGAGAUAUCCUUUAAGAAUCUCAAGCUCACCAACAAGAAGACAGCUGGCAAGAAUGGCAGCCAGGCCCCGAUCUUAUUGAAGUCUCACCACAAAUACCAGCCCAGGCUCCACAUUGAAGAGGUCAGAGAUGGAAAGCAACACAUGCCUGUUUCCUCCUCCUUGAGCCACACCUUCACCUUCCCAGAAACAGAAUUCAUUGCUGUGACCGCCUAUCAAAACUCUGAGAUCGCUCGCCUCAAAAGUCAAAACAAUCCAUUUUCCCCUGCUUAUCGAGGAGGAGGCUCCCUGCUUCCUCCAUCUGGAGAAGGCAGUGGAUCCACCUCUUCUCCACCAACUUUGGUGGUUUCCAACUAUGCCAUCCAGGUCCAAGAGGGCCCUGGCCAAGAUGAGGACUGUGAUUUGUGUCAUAGCUCCCAGCCACCCUUGGGGCAUCCCCAUGACUCCAGGGAUACAAGCAGCAUCACCAGCAUGGCCUUGCCCUUAUCCAUGGAAGUUCAGAACCCUGACCUUGUGCUCUGCUCAUCUCCAAAAGCAGUGUCUUGCCACCCCAGCCUGGAUACCCCUACCACCCAAGGGAAGUGGACACCUUCCCUCUCAACUUGCACCUCCAAUGGAAACAGUGUGGAGUGUUUCCUCUCUGAGAUUCCAAAACUCCAACCCUCAAGCCCUGAGACCUGGGAAGUAGAAAGGCCUCAAGAGCAAGUCUGCUCCUCCAGAUCCAGGUCCCCUUCAGAUUUCUCAGAUCAGUGUCCAAAGACCUAUAAGAAGAGAUGCUUGUCUGCUGUGGACUCAGCCAAGGAUUCCUUGGCCUCAGCACCAAAUACCUGGGGACAAGUAUAUCAGUGCCUUCUAGGGGGAGAAUCCAGUGGCAAUACCUCCCAAGAAGCUGUUUGUGAAGGCUCCUGCUAUCCAAUGGGUCUGCAAGAGGAGACCAGUCAAACGAAGGAAAAGGUGAUCCCCACUCCCUGGUAUUCCUUCCAGAAGACCAAGGCACCUUUGCACCAUCCCUUUGAUUCCACUGACAGUGGCAGUCAGAUUUUGUCAAUUGACCUGCAUGCCAGGAACCCUAGCCUUCUACAGUACAUUGGUUUUUCUGAGAGCAAGAAGCCAGAAAAUGGGUUAAGCUAUGGGCAGGGGAACUCCUUGCACCAACCCAAACCCUGGUCCCUGCUGGACACCAAAGAUGCUGAAAGCACCUACACAUGCAGUGGUGAGUACUCAGAUGGAAGAGUCCCCAAGGUAUCUAGGAUGGUCCGCCCACCUGCCAGCCCCAGGAGUUUGCAACCAGUCCAGAAUGACAGGGCCCUAGAGGGGAUCCAAGCUGUCAGCUGCCAGAUUCUGCCUGACUCCGAAGCCAAUCCCUCCGCGAGACCUGGAAGUGAACAAAGCUCUUUGUGCUUUCAGGGCACCUCAACCUCUGGGAAACUGAAAGUGCUGCUCUGCGACCAAGCCCUGUGGCUCCAGUUUUCCAGGCAGCAGAAUGAAAUGAUCCUCACCAAGCAAGGCCGAGCCAUGUUCCCCUCUCUGGCUUACCAAGUCCAGGGAAUGGACCCCAGUGCCCUUUACCACAUCUUUGUCGAAGUGGAACCCAUUGACAAAUACCACUGGCGAUAUGAGCAGGGGCAAUGGCUCCCAUAUGAAGAAGACAAAGAAGAGGAAGAGGAUACUCUGCCAGGCAACCACUUCUAUCAACACCCGGACUCCCCCAGGACUGGGGCCCACUGGAUGCACAGGGAGAUAUCCUUUAAGAAUCUCAAGCUCACCAACAAGAAGACAGCUGGCAAGAAUGGCAGCCAGGCCCCGAUCUUAUUGAAGUCUUGCCACAAAUACCAGCCCAGGCUCCACAUUGAAGAGGUCAGAGAUGGAAAGCAGCACAUGCCUGUUUCCUCCUCCUUGAGCCACACCUUCACCUUCCCAGGCACAGAGUUUAUUGCUGUGACCGACUACCAAAACUCUGAGAUCACACUCCUCAAGAUUCAAAACAAUCCCUUUGCCUCUGCUUAUAGAGAAGGAGGCUCCAGACCUGGAAAAAGCUUCAAGAAAGUUCCUGCAGCUGGAAAACGCAGGGUAUCUAAGUCGUCUCGACCAGCUUUGUUGGUUUCCAACUAUUCCAAAGCCAAUUGCUCCAUGAGACCAGGAAGUGAACAAAGCUCUCUGUGCUUUCAGGGCAUCUCAACCUCUGGAAAACUGAAAGUGCUCCUCUGCAACCACACCCUGUGGCUCCAGUUUUCCAGGCAGCAGAAUGAAAUGAUGCUCACCAAGCAAGGCCGAGCCAUGUUCCCCACUCUGGCUUACCAAAUCCAGGGAAUGGACCCCAGUGCCCUUUACCACAUCUUUGUCGAAGUGGAACCCAUUGACAAAUACCACUGGAGAUAUGAGCAGGGGCAAUGGCUGCCUUAUGAAGGAGACAAAAAAGAGGAAGAGGAUACUCUGCCAGGCAACCACUUCUAUCAACACCGGGACUCCCCCAGGACUGGGGCCCACUGGAUGCACAGGGAGAUAUCCUUUAAGAAUCUCAAGCUCACCAACAAGAAGACAGCUGGCAAGAAUGGCAGCCAGGCCCCGAUCUUAUUGAAGUCUCACCACAAAUACCAGCCCAGGCUCCACAUUGAAGAGGUCAGAGAUGGAAAGCAACACAUGCCUGUUUCCUCCUCCUUGAGCCACACCUUCACCUUCCCAGAAACAGAAUUCAUUGCUGUGACCGCCUAUCAAAACUCUGAGAUCGCUCGCCUCAAAAGUCAAAACAAUCCAUUUUCCCCUGCUUAUCGAGGAGGAGGCUCCCUGCUUCCUCCAUCUGGAGAAGGCAGUGGAUCCACCUCUUCUCCACCAACUUUGGUGGUUUCCAACUAUGCCAUCCAGGUCCAAGAGGGCCCUGGCCAAGACAAGGACUGUGAUCUGUUUCAUGGCUCCCAGCCACCCUUGGGGCAUCCCUAUGACUCCAGGGAUACAAGCAGCAUCACCAGCAUGGCCUUGCCCUUAUCCAUGGAAGUUCAGAACCCUGACCUUGUGCUCUGCUCAUCUCCAAAAGCAGUGUCUUGCCACCCCAGCCUGGAUACCCCUACCACACAAGGGAAGUGGACACCUUCCCUCUCAAUUUGCACCUCCAAAGGAAACAGUGUGGAGUGUUUCCUCUCUGAGCUUCCAAAGCCCCAACCCUCAAGCCCUGAGACCUGGGAAGAAGAAAGGCCUCAAGAGCAAGUCUGCUCCUCCAGAUCCAGGUCCCCUUCAGAUUUCUCAGAUCAGUGUCCAAAGACUUAUAAGAAGAGAUGCUUGUCUGCUGUGGACUCAGCCAAGGAUUCCUCCUAG
This is a messenger RNA of Monodelphis domestica (gray short-tailed opossum), 4710 nucleotides long. Lineage: Eukaryota; Metazoa; Chordata; Mammalia; Didelphimorphia; Didelphidae. The record is from RefSeq and is a predicted model, not a curated record.